Molecule: messenger RNA, 1474 nt
Organism: Impatiens glandulifera
Lineage: Eukaryota; Viridiplantae; Streptophyta; Magnoliopsida; Ericales; Balsaminaceae
Product: F-box/kelch-repeat protein At3g23880-like
Exons: 1
Coding region: 149-1333 (394 amino acids)
Molecular function (GO): protein binding
Source: RefSeq, a predicted model, not a curated record
UGCAUAAAAGUUAAAUUAGAACCUCGAUAAGGUCGACAUGCAAAUGAAACACUUGCUUUGAUCUCACUUUCAUUUUCAGAAAACCCUAAUAUAUAUUAGAACCCACCUUCUUCUUCUUCUUUCUCUCAUCCAAAACCUCUCUAAAUCGAUGGAGUUCAAGAUUGAUCCUACUACGGAUGCGGAUGGAGGAAGAAAUCGGCGCAAGACUGUUCAACUAAGCUCCGCCUCCACUUCCACCGUCUAUCUCUUCACAGGCUCCCUGUCAUCAGAUCUCAUUUCAGAAAUCAUAAUCAGACUUCCCGUCAAAUUCCUACUCCAAUUAAGGUGCGUAAGCAAAUCCUGGUGCACAUUGAUAUCUGAUCCCAUAUUCGUCAAGAAACAUCUUAAGGCUUCCACCCAAAAGUUGGAUUAUGCAGACCAUAGAAUUAUUAUGAACACCAUGACUAAUCCUUUCGUUUUGAAAACAUAUUCAAUGUCAUCUGUUUUUCAUGAUGAAUUUCCUAAUCCAGAUUUCCUCGAUUACCCAUUGAAUCACUUACAUCGUUUGGUUAAGAUAGUUGGUUCUGUGAAUGGGUUGCUUUGUCUCACUAUCGGCAAUGAUGAUGUCGUUAUAUGGAACCCAACUACUAGGAAAUCAAAGAGACUACCCAAAUCUGACUCUAAAAUGUAUCCAGGUCAAUACGUUGUAUAUGGGUUUGGCUAUGAUGAAGAUACUGAUGACUAUAAGGUGGUGGUUAUUACAUCUGAACUAAUAAGUUUUGAAUUCCCUUUGAAGUCUGAUAUUAAGGUUUAUGGGUUAAAGAGUGAUUCAUGGAGGAAGAUUGAAGGUUGCCCUAAAGACCUGCCAAUGAUUAAUGCAAGGGGGAUUUUUGUGAGUGGAUCACUUCACUGGAUUGCUGCAAGGAAUGGGGAAAUGGAUGAUUGGAGGAGUACUACUAUCCUCUCUUUCGAUGUGUCCAAAGAAACUUACUCUGAAAUAUUACAACCUCCUUAUGGGGAUGAGACUUCUAAUCCGGUUCUUGGGGUUUUAAGUGGAUGCCUAUUUCUGCUGCGUAAUGUUGAAGAGAUCAAAGGUGAGGUAUGGGUGAUGAAGGAGUAUGGAAAUGUUGAGUCUUGGUCUAAGUUGUUUUCAAUUCCGUAUCUUGAUGGUCCAAUUGAUUUCAACUCUACUUCGCCCAUAUAUAUUUUCAAGAAAAAUGAAGUGAUUUUGUUGUUAGGAUUCCGUAUGUUGUUGUUUAAUAUCAACAACAAUACGGUUAGGUAUCCCAACAUUAUGAUUUGCUCUAGUGUAGACACUUAUAUUGAGAGCCUAGUCUCUCCUUGUCUUGAAUGAUGUCAAUUCCCAUCAGUAGAUCGAGUGACGAUGAAACGAUGAUAAAAACAAUAUAUGUAUUUUGUUUGUUUUGAUUUCUUAUUCUCAAUUCUGAUGUUUUAUUUGUGUGUAUAUUGCAAUCAUAAAGCUUUUUGACCAGUA